Penicillium oxalicum is the source of this 1560-nucleotide messenger RNA. RefSeq lists its product as uncharacterized. Lineage: Eukaryota; Fungi; Ascomycota; Eurotiomycetes; Eurotiales; Aspergillaceae. The transcript has 2 exons. Gene Ontology annotation, molecular function: transmembrane transporter activity. Gene Ontology annotation, cellular component: membrane. The coding region runs from base 1 to 1560 and encodes 519 amino acids. The record is from RefSeq and is a predicted model, not a curated record. Gene Ontology annotation, biological process: transmembrane transport.
AUGUCAGCCACAUAUGACGAGAAGCCCAAGGCGGCGUCGACGGUCGCCGAGGAUCCUCAGGGAGAUCUGGUCAAUGCCUCGGGUCACGUCCAAGAGUUGGAACGCAACUUUUCUCUGCUCAGUAUCUGUGCCGUCGCCGUGACGACCGGUAAUACAUGGAUUGCCCAGGGUGGAAGUGUGGUGGUCGCUUUGAGUAACGGUGGUCUCGGCGCUACCAUCUAUGAAUUUAUCGCUGUGUCAGUCUGUUACUGGCUAGUGGCGGCUUCCAUUGCCGAGCUGGCAUCGGGCAUGCCCUCGGCGAGUGGUGUCUACCACUGGGCGUCGGUGACGGCGGGAAAGUAUGGACGACCCUGCGGCUUCUUUGCCGGCUGGUGGAAUUGUCUGGCAUGGAUCUUCGGUGCGGCCUCCAUGAGUUUGAUCAUGUCCCAACAAACGGUGUCCAUGUACGCCUUGAUGCACCCGGGCUUCGUUCCCCAAACCUGGAAUGUCUUUGUCGGGUUCCUGGUCUGUACUUGGGUCUGCUGUGCCAUUGUCCUGUUCAUGAACCGCUGGUUGCCUUAUAUCGGAAACCUCGGUAUGUUUUUCAUCCUGUCGGGGGUGUUCAUCACCAUCAUUGUCUGCGCCGUCAUGCCUCACGUCAAUGGUGAUGGGUACAUGUCCGACAAGGAUAUCUGGCAAACAUGGAGCAAUGGAACCGGGUACACCUCGCAAGGAUUCGUCUUCGUCAUGGGCAUGCUCAACGGCGCCUACAGUGUGGGCACCCCCGACUGCUCUUCCCACUUGGCCGAAGAGAUUCCCAAGCCCAGCCGUAACAUCCCCAAGGCGGUGCUGGCUCAAAUGUCCGUCGGUUUCGUCACCGGUAUUCUGUACAUGAUUGCCAUCUUCUAUUCGAUUCAGGAUCUCGACAGCGUCACCUCCAGCUCCUACAACUUCCCCUUGGCGGAGAUCUACUACCAGGCCACCGGCUCCCGUGGGGGUGCCCUUGGCCUCCUGAUCAUCGCCUUCUUGCCAACCUUGGUCACGGCCUCUGGCUGCUACAUCACUGCCGGCCGUACCUUGUGGACUCUCGCCCGCGACCGCGCGACUCCCUUCCCCAAAUGGAUGGGUCGCAUCAACAGCACUUUCCACAACCCGUUCAACGCGACCCUCACCUGCGGGUGCGUCAUCACCGUCCUGGCUUGUAUCUACCUGGGCUCCACCACUGCUUUCAACGCCUUUGUCGGCUGCUUUGUCCAGCUGUCGUCGCUGUCCUACUUCAUGGCCAUCUUCCCGCACAUCCUCAGCCGCCGAUCCUCGUUUGUCCCCGGCUUCUUCUUCAUGAACAACACUAUCGGAUAUGUUGUCAACGCCUUGUCAUGUGUUUAUAUCCUGGCCUUUGUCAUCAUCUUCUGCUUCCCCUAUGCCAUGCCCGUGGCGGCCGCCUCGAUGAACUACGCCAGUCUGAUGACCGGCAGUCUGACUAUCUUCAUCAUGAUCUGGUGGUUUGUUCGCCGGGGAUCGUACGAGGGUCCCAAAAACAUUCCUUUGACUGACAAGGCUCUGGCCGAGGAGGCAAAGUGA